AUGGGUGGUCCAGCGGAUAUUAAUGGAAAAUCACAUCCGGAAACAGAUAAUUUCCUUCCAUGUAAAUUUGUUAUAGAUGGAAUAACAUAUUCAUCAGCGGAAAAUUAUUUUCAAUGUGCUAAAACAACAAAUGAUACUGAUCGAAAUAUGGUGUUAAAAUCGGGUCCAGGUGAAUCAGCUUGGGCAGCUGGACAACGAAUUCAAAUUCGUUCAGAUUGGGAAGCAAUUAGAGUUGACGAAAUGUAUAAUGGAAAUUUAGCUAAAUUUCAACAAAAUGAUGACUUACGAACUGCUUUAAUAAAUUCCGGUAAUGGUACAGUUCGUUUUACAGGUUCAACACCAUUUUGGAAUAAAUGGAAUGGUUUAAUAAUGGAAAGAAUUAGAGCAGAAUUACGUCAAAAUGGUCAAGAAGAUGCUCAUCGUGCUGCUGAAAUUCGUAUUGCUAUGAACGAGUUUGCUCAACAAAGCAAAUAA
Molecule: messenger RNA, 474 nt
Organism: Adineta steineri
Lineage: Eukaryota; Metazoa; Rotifera; Eurotatoria; Adinetida; Adinetidae
Source: the annotation of a GenBank genome assembly